ACCGUGGACGUUACGACAGGACGUUAAACCUGGGACCCCCGAGACAGGAAGUGGUCAUUUGUCACAUCCUAUGGCUUGAAGUUUCAGACAUCUUUCCUGGUAGCAGCUCAUGGAUUUCCUCACGGAUUAUGGCAUCAAUGAGACCUACCGCGACAACACGAGCGAGGCGUUCAACGGCACGGACGUCGAAGCCAAGCACCAGUACAACUAUUAUGCUAUGCUCUUGACGCUGCUCAUUUUCGUCAUCGUGUUCGGCAACGUACUGGUGUGUAUGGCUGUCUCGCGCGAGAAGGCGCUGCAGACCACCACUAAUUACCUGAUUGUAAGCCUCGCCGUGGCAGAUCUCUUGGUGGCAACGCUGGUUAUGCCCUGGGUGGUGUAUCUGGAGGUGGUGGGCGAGUGGCGCUUCAGUAAAAUUCACUGUGACAUUUUUGUCACUCUAGACGUCAUGAUGUGCACGGCCAGCAUUCUUAAUCUGUGUGCAAUUAGUAUCGACAGGUACACAGCUGUUGCCAUGCCGCUGUUGUACAACACACGGUACAGCUCCAAGCGCCGUGUCACAGUUAUGAUCUCCGUGGUGUGGGUUCUGUCUUUUGCCAUCUCUUGCCCCCUGCUGUUUGGGCUAAACAACACAGCAACACGUGACGACGCCGUGUGCGAGAUUGCCAACCCGGCCUUUGUGGUGUACUCCUCCAUCAUGUCCUUCUACGUACCCUUCAUCAUCACACUUCUCGUCUACGUGCAGAUCUACGUGGUGCUGCGCAAACGACGGAAAAGAGUGAACACCAAGCGCAGUUGCCAGAGGGCGGACGCCGAGCCUCAGCUUCCUCUCAAGGAAAAGUGCACACACCCAGAGGAUGUGAAACUCCACACGGUCAUCGUAAAGACCAACGGGAGCAUGCCCGCUAAAAACAAGAAAACACUGGUGAUAAAGGAGGUGAUGCAGCAGGACAGCAAUGUGGAAGUGGGUCUCAUGGCCAUCCCCAGUCCACCUGAAAGGUUGAAGCUGGCACCUGCUGCGACAGGCUCUAUGAUGACUAGUCAGAUUCAUGCUUCACCCUUGGAAGAUGAGUGGCAGCCCAGUUCCGACGAGAAGAACGGCCAUGCCAAGGACGCCCAGAUGCCAGCGGGUGCCAAAGCUUUUGAAACGCAGACCUUGUCCAAUGGCAAGACGCGCACCAACGUCGCCAAGCCCAUGAGCAAGAGAAAGAUGUCACAGCACAAGGAGAAGAAAGCCACGCAGAUGCUCGCCAUUGUUCUGGGUGUUUUCAUUAUAUGCUGGCUGCCCUUCUUCAUCACUCACAUCCUGAAGACACACUGUGCCAGUUGCUAUGUGCCUCUGGAAAUGUACAAUGCCUUCACGUGGCUGGGAUACGUGAACAGUGCCGUGAACCCCAUCAUAUACACCACUUUCAACGUGGAGUUUCGCAAGGCGUUCAUGAAGAUCCUGCACUGCUGA
Molecule: messenger RNA, 1459 nt
Organism: Tachysurus vachellii
Lineage: Eukaryota; Metazoa; Chordata; Actinopteri; Siluriformes; Bagridae
Gene: drd2b
Product: dopamine receptor D2b
Exons: 8
Coding region: 110-1459 (449 amino acids)
Biological process (GO): adenylate cyclase-inhibiting dopamine receptor signaling pathway; adenylate cyclase-activating adrenergic receptor signaling pathway
Cellular component (GO): presynaptic membrane; glutamatergic synapse
Molecular function (GO): G protein-coupled receptor activity; dopamine neurotransmitter receptor activity, coupled via Gi/Go
Source: RefSeq, a predicted model, not a curated record